ACUAGAACACCCGAGAAAACCAAUCACCAUAUAUAUAAAUACAUAAUGUAUUAACUAUUAAUCAAACCAUCACCAUAUAACAUACUAAUCAAGCUCACUCACAAGUCCCAACAUAGUCUUAAUUAAUUGAUAUUCCGAUCACAAAUCUUCCAAAAAUGUCUAAACCGAAAGAUCUAGCAAUUUCUACACUUAUGUUUUUCUCAGUAUGGAUUCUCCAAUCAACCGCCUUAGUUCCAUACAGGACGAUGAGGCCACUUUGGGAGGCGAUGACAAACAUAGUUCCCGACGAUGACCCAUUCCGAAUCCUCGACCAAACGCCGUUUACUAAAGAAGCGGAAUCACGGGCGCUGGCACGUGCGGACUGGAAGGAGACAGCGACGGAGCACGUGAUCUCCGUCAACAUUCCGGGUGUGAAGAAGGAAGAUGUGAAAAUCGAGGUGGAAGAGAACAGAGUUGUGAGAAUCAGCGGCGAGUUGAAGGCCGAGGAGGAGCGAGAGGGAGAUAGGUGGCACCGGUCAGAGAGGAUCAGUGGAAAGUUCUGGAGACAAUUCCGGUUGCCUGUGAAUGCCGAUUUGGAUCGGAUUAAGGCCCAUGUUGAGAAUGGGGUAUUGAGGAUCACGGUACCCAAGCAGCCCGAAGAGAGAAAUAGACAGCUCAAGAUUAUUGAGAUUGUUGAACAAGAUCAUAAGCCCUCUGGCGGUGAGGAUAUUAAGGCGACCAAAGCUGAGAUGUAAUUAAUUAUAAUAAACUGGACGAGUCCUUUUUUUUUUCUUUGUUAAUAUUAAUAAUGUAAUUGACUAAUUGUAUAUAAUUUUGAUGUGUUUAUGUGUAUGUCCAGUCUAAUUAUAUUGGGUGUACUUUCAAAUUUUGUUAAAUUGCAUCGUUCACAUCCUACAUUUCUCAAUACAUUUGCAGUUAAAAUUCUAAACUCUCCU
Molecule: messenger RNA, 935 nt
Organism: Cannabis sativa
Lineage: Eukaryota; Viridiplantae; Streptophyta; Magnoliopsida; Rosales; Cannabaceae
Product: 17.8 kDa class I heat shock protein-like
Exons: 1
Coding region: 156-734 (192 amino acids)
Biological process (GO): response to heat; protein complex oligomerization; response to hydrogen peroxide
Source: RefSeq, a predicted model, not a curated record